AUUAGGAAAUGUGUGAUGAGUUUUGAUAAGUGGAGGAAGCAGGUCAUGUCCUGCUGGGGGUAUGAAAGCAGCCUCUGCCUCCGUCAAGAAUCACUUGGUCUCACCAGCUCUCUCUGCUCUGGCUGAGGAUGUGCUGGGCUGGCAGGAUGAUGCUGGGCACCUUCAGCCUCUUGCUGGGGCUUGUCCACGCAGCAGCAGCCUGCGAGUUUGGGCCCUUUCCCUACAGAGGCACGGGGAUCGUCUGCAGGAUGACCAAGCCCGCGGCAUUGCUGUUGAACCGGGAAACGGCCCAGGUCAUCCAAGCAGCCUUCAGGAACACCAAAUUCCCAAACAUCACCGGGGAAAGGUCCAUGCGGCUGCUCGGCCGGGUGGCCUACGGGCUGAGCGACAUCCAGGUCAAUGACCUGUCCAUCGAGAGGAGCGAGGUGGAGCUCAAGGAGGACAGUGCCAUCCACAUCUCCAUCAGAAACGUGACAGCCCUGUUCAAAGGGACCCUGAGCUACGGCUACGCCGGGGCCUGGUUCUUGCAGCUUUUUCAUUCAGUUGAUUUUGAAAUUGAGUCUUCCAUUGAUCUCCAGCUAAACAUCAAUCUGAUGUGCCAAAAGGACCAAGUGGCUCCUGAUGCUUCAGACUGCUACCUGACUUUCCACAAACUCACACUUCACCUCCAAGGAGACAAGCAACCUGGCUGGCUGAAGCAGCUCUUCACAGAUUUCAUCUCCUUCACGCUGAAGCUUGUCCUCAAGAGGGAGGUGUGCAAGGAAAUAAAUGCUGUUGCUCAGACGCUGACAAAUUUUAUAAUUGAUUUAGCAGCCAAUUUUGUCCGGGACAAGGACAUCGCUGUUGACAUCUCCCUCGCGUCAGAUCCUGUCAUAAAAGCAACAUACAUCGAGUCCCACCACAAGGGCGUUGUCCUGUACAAGAACAGCUCCAGCACGCUCAGUGACUCGGUUUUCUCGCCCUCGCUGCUGACCGAGUCCCGAAUGCUCUACUUCUGGCUGUCCGAGCACAGCCUGGGCUCCCUGGCUGCUGCAGCCUUCCUGGAUGGGCAGCUGCUGCUCACCCUCGGAGGGGAGAAACUGCAGGAGCUGUUUGAGAUGGAGGACACAGAAGCGCAGAGGAAGGCAGUGCAGAGGAUUUUUCAGGGCACCUCCUACAAUGACUCUGUGGCCAAGGUGUGGAGUCUCACCCAGCCCCAGAUCUCCUUCCAGCCUGAAGGGACAGUGGUGAGGUCCUUGGUAGCAGUGGAGGUCAGCAUCCUCCUGGCAGGAGAAGAGCCCCUGGUGGCCCUGUACAUGGAGAAGGAAAUCACAACCACCAUCCAAGCUACCUAUGCAGAAAAGAAACUCCUUCUGCAGCCUGUGGACUCCAGUGUAGAGAUUAAAGUGUUUAAAUGCACAGCUGAUCCAAGUGAGGAGGACCCAUCCAUACAAAGCUUCCUGCAGAAUAUGAUCUUGGUUGCUGGCAUUCCAGAAGUAACUUCAAGUAUUGGAUCAGCUCUGACCUCACUGAUGAACAGCAAAAGGCUUGAUCUCUUUGAUAUCAUAAAUCCUGAGAUCAUUACCAGAAAGGGAUAUGUAAUUGUACAGCUUGACUUUGGCUUCCCGAGUCAUUUGCUCCUUAAUUUUCUUGAGAAAAGUUUGUAGAGCUCAUCCCUUCACAGAGGAGCACAGGAGCUUGUGUACAACCAGAAAAAUUGUGUCUGGACCAAAUAAAAGAUGAGUUGCUUUAAAUCA
Passer montanus (Eurasian tree sparrow) is the source of this 1736-nucleotide messenger RNA. It is a transcript of the gene CETP, whose product is annotated as cholesteryl ester transfer protein. Gene Ontology annotation, molecular function: cholesterol binding; triglyceride binding; phosphatidylcholine binding. The coding region runs from base 129 to 1646 and encodes 505 amino acids. The transcript has 16 exons. The record is from RefSeq and is a predicted model, not a curated record. Gene Ontology annotation, biological process: low-density lipoprotein particle remodeling; triglyceride transport; phosphatidylcholine metabolic process. Lineage: Eukaryota; Metazoa; Chordata; Aves; Passeriformes; Passeridae. Gene Ontology annotation, cellular component: high-density lipoprotein particle.